AUGACUCUCCCAGAUCAGAGUAAUUUAGUAAGAUGGGGUAAAAGUACCGAAAAAACUUGCUAUAUCUGUGGAAAGGCAGUUGGAACUGCUAAGCAUCUGCUGGUGGGAUGUAAGGUACUCCUUGACAGCGGUCAAUACUCGCGUCGUCACGAUAGGGUUCUAGAAGUCAUACGUGAAGCGGUUAGUCUUUCGGUAGCAAGAGCGCAAAAGGGAAUAACCACAAACGAACGAUCAGUAGGUUUUGUGAAAGAAGGCACUAGGGCUACAAAAUCAAACGUCAAGCCUUACUCCAUCCUUAAAGCGGCGUCGGAUUGGACUAUAAUGAUGGACACGUAUGAAAAACAAUAUAAAAUCCCCGAGGAUAUUUGUGCGUCGGCCUCCAGACCGGAUAUAUUUUUGUUUUCGCGAAUUUUAAAGCGCGUAGUGAUGAUAGAGCUUACGGUCCCUUGGGAAACCAACAUCCCCAAAGACCAUACCAUCAAGGUCAACAAAUAUUACGAGCUCACAAACGAACUCACUCGAAAUAGGUUCGUAGUAGAUUUGUACGCGGUAGAGGUGGGAGCGAGAGGUAUAACAGCGAAAUCUCUCUACAACCUACUAAAGGACUUGGGCUUGUCCAGAACUCACAUUAAUGCAUUCUUGGAACGUACAUCGAAGGCAGCCCUAGUAGGUUCUUUUCAAAUUUGGUUAGGUAGGGAGAGGAGCUUGGACAGUGGAGGUGAGCGUAUAACGCGCGUUAGUUAA
This is a messenger RNA of Danaus chrysippus (African queen), 744 nucleotides long. NCBI's taxonomy places the organism in Eukaryota, Metazoa, Arthropoda, Insecta, Lepidoptera, Nymphalidae. The record is from the annotation of a GenBank genome assembly.